This is a messenger RNA of Daucus carota subsp. sativus, 676 nucleotides long. Its product is annotated as histone H2B.3-like. Bases 95 to 523 code for a protein of 142 amino acids. The record is from RefSeq and is a predicted model, not a curated record. NCBI's taxonomy places the organism in Eukaryota, Viridiplantae, Streptophyta, Magnoliopsida, Apiales, Apiaceae. The transcript has a single exon. Gene Ontology annotation, cellular component: nucleosome. Gene Ontology annotation, molecular function: protein heterodimerization activity; structural constituent of chromatin; DNA binding.
ACUUUUUCCUCACAUCUGCGAUUCCCCCUUUCGUCUACCAAUCAGUUCUUUAAACUCCCCCAAUUUUUAAACCCUAGUUCUCACUUCUCAACCAAUGGCUCCCAAAGCAGCAGAGAAGAAGCCGGCCGAGAAGAAGCCCGCCGCCGAGAAAGCCCCGGCCGAGAAGAAGCCCAAGGCCGGCAAGAAGCUCCCCAAGGAAGCCGGCGCAGCCGCUGCCGACAAGAAGAAGAAGAGAAGCAAGAAGAGCGUGGAGACUUACAAGAUCUACAUCUUCAAGGUGCUCAAGCAGGUUCACCCUGACAUCGGUAUCUCCAGCAAGGCCAUGGGGAUUAUGAACAGCUUCAUCAACGAUAUCUUCGAGAAGCUCGCCCAGGAGUCUUCCAAGCUGGCAAGGUACAACAAGAAGCCAACCAUCACUUCGCGGGAGAUUCAGACUGCUGUGAGGCUUGUGCUCCCUGGUGAAUUGGCCAAGCACGCUGUUUCCGAAGGCACCAAGGCGGUGACCAAAUUUACUAGCUCUUAAAGUGUUUGAUGAAAUGUUUAGGCAGUUAAAAAGUAUUAGGUCGUUUUCAGUUUGUGUUGAAUUAUUAAGCUUCUGUAGUCUAUGUUAUCUGUCUUGAUGUGCUGUAACUAUCAGUGUUUUGGAUUAUUAAUGAAUUUGUCGUGUUUAGUAUGA